Messenger RNA from Heterotrigona itama, 1498 nucleotides. Lineage: Eukaryota; Metazoa; Arthropoda; Insecta; Hymenoptera; Apidae. The record is from the annotation of a GenBank genome assembly.
AGAAUGCAAGAAAGAGAUUUGGAUCAUAUCUGAAGACCGUCCUCGAUCCUCUCAGUUAUAAUCUUCAAAAUAUUCACGAGAAGAACACGGUGAAACAAAAGAAUGUCUCCGGACAAGAAUCGAGUGCCACCCACCGUGUACGAAAUGUUGGAAGAGUACAAAGGGAACGAUUCGAAAAAUCGUAGAUUAGCAGAGACAGACGACUUCUUGGCAGCUGACGAAAAUUAUCGUAGCAGUAAAGUCGAAUAUGUUCCUCGUAUCACGUGGCCAGAUCUGAUUGCGUUACUUUUCGUUCACGUAGGCUGCAUUUACGGAUUGUAUCUGAUUUUCACGGGUGCCAAGCUUCUCACCACGAUAUGGGCGUUCGUGAUUACGUACACUUCCGGAUUCGGCAUAACCGCGGGAGCGCAUAGACUAUGGUCUCACAGAGCGUACAAAGCGAAAUGGCCCCUCCGAUUACUAUUGAUAUUUCUGUUCACCAUAACUGGGCAAAAACACGUGUACGCGUGGGCACUGGACCACAGAGUGCAUCACAAAUACAGCGAAACCGACGCGGACCCUCACAACGCGAAGAGAGGUUUCUUUUUCGCCCACGUGGGUUGGCUUUUCACGACACCGCAUCCUGACGUUGUCUCGAAGCGGAAAGUGGUGGACAUGAGCGAUUUGGAAGCUGAUCUAAUCGUCAUGUGGCAGAAAAGAUUUUACGUUCCUCUGUUCGCUCUUCUAACCAUCGGGCUUCCGGUCGCCGUGCCAUGUUAUUUCUGGUCAGAAUCAUUUUGGACGUCCUUCUGGGUGAGCUUCAACUUUCGCUUCUGCAUCACACUGAACAUAGCCUUCUUUGUGAAUAGCGUGGCACACAUGUGGGGUCAACGACCAUAUGAUAAAUACAUCUCUCCAGUGGAGAACGUAGCGGUUUCGAUCGCGGCUCUGGGCGAGGGUUGGCACAACUUCCACCACGUGUUCCCGUGGGAUUAUAAAACUGGAGAGCUGGGGAACUACACGUUCAAUUUGACAACUGGCUUCAUCGACGCUUUCGCGAGCAUCGGUUGGGCCUACGAUCGCAAAUACGUCUCGCCGGCGAUGGUUCGUCGCAGAGCGAACAGAUCUGGCGAUGGCAGCCAUGUUUGGGGCUACGGUGAUGCAGACAUCCCGUCCGAGGAUCUUCAAGAACUGAAAUGCAUGGACAAAAAGAAAUAGUGACACUCGUGAUCGACUCGUCCAUCUUGUGCUCCUUCCAUUUUUUUUUUUUUUUUUUUGUAAAAAUAUGAAUAAUUAUAAUACCCAUAGAGCCUGAUCAUCAAGUGCGACAUUUUUCUGCUCAGAUUCAUCAGUCGUGAGUCUUAGGUCAAGAAACUCGCAUUUCGCCUCUUUCUGAACGAUCAAACUUGAUCGAAAUAUUCAAUCGAUAUGAGCUUCUCGAAAUAAUGCGUAACUUGAGAAACUUUCAUAAGUUAUUGUUAAACUUGUUAUUGAUUUUAUCAGUUACGACAAGCUUUGA